Caenorhabditis briggsae is the source of this 969-nucleotide messenger RNA. The coding region runs from base 1 to 969 and encodes 322 amino acids. The transcript is spliced from 2 exons. The record is from RefSeq and is a predicted model, not a curated record. NCBI's taxonomy places the organism in Eukaryota, Metazoa, Nematoda, Chromadorea, Rhabditida, Rhabditidae. Gene Ontology annotation, molecular function: G protein-coupled peptide receptor activity.
AUGAACACUGAGCUUAAUGAAAAACUGAUCGUUUUUAUCGACGGCAUUGCUGAGAAUGUAUUCUGGGUUCAGUUUAUAAUUUCUACAAUCGGAUUAAUUAUGAACAUCCCACAUCUCUUUAUUCUACUUCAUAAUUCUAUGAGAACAUCUUCUACUAAUUCUAUAAUGAUUGGAAUUUCGAUCUGCGAUUUGAUAGUUUUAUCUGAAAAUGUCUACGAAAGAGUUCAAAGUUACUGGUUCUAUGGGUCUCAGUAUCCAUGCAUCAAUAACUUUAAAUUUUGGUAUCUGUACUCCCUACUUAUUGGAGAUUUUCUUCGGGACAUUUUCGAAGAAACGUCUUUCUGGCUUGGAGUGUUCCUAGCGUUUACCAGAUUAGUUAUCAUGAAAGCGGCUGGAACUACAUUAAAAAUCUCUAAACCUAUUUUUGGCUAUUUUCUGAUACUGUUAUUGGUCGGUUUGAGCUCUAUACAUAGCGCACACUAUUAUCACGGAUUCAGAACGAAGAAAGGUUGCCAAAGUCAGUUCCCACACUUAGCAAUAUUGCAUUAUCAACCACUAUCAAGUAUUUACAAUUACGGGUUCAUGUUUUCUCCAAGAAAACUUUCAUCGUUCUUCUCCUCACACAGAUCUUUAAAGGUGGGGGGACAUGAAAAAAAUAAUGUUCUCGAAAUUCCGUUCAAAGAUGCCUCUCGAGGAGUUGAACUUGUGAAGGCGAUGAUUGAGGGUGCGGCGCCGCUACCGACUGAGCCACGCGGGCAAAGAGAAAGCGCACGCCCGAUUGCAUACAUAAAGGCUAGGACGACAGCUGUACGCAGAGUGAUAUUAAGCGUUGUACACCGUGACGGUAGAAUGCAUACUCUAGCUACAAAAAAACUACGAAAAAUCUCCUGUCCCCCCACCUUUAAACGACUCUUAUCAGCAAAAAUUGCUAAUUCAGAUUGUGAAAUUUUGCUCGCAACGUUCAUUUAA